AUGGACAAAAUGGAAACCGAGUCCGCUAAUCCGGCGGCCGAUUUCUCGACGUUCCCAGCGGCCAGUACGGCGAGCACGCCGACGUUUAAUCCCACUGACGCCGCCUCCAACAUCCCCAACAGUAUUCUGGUACGACAGUUGCAACAGGUAAGCAGUUUUGUAGUGAUAAGGUUGUAAAUUUUGGUUUUGGUUUAUAUUAUUGGUAUAGGUAUGAUCAUAUAAGAUUGGUCAUAACUUUGGUUAUGGGUUAAGGUCGUGGUGUAAAAUUUGAAUGUGUCGUAACAAUGGUAUUGUACUACGAUAUGGGAAGGGUUUAGGGGUGUUCAUUGAUGAUGCCGUAUUUUACAAUUAGGUAUGAAAUUAUACUAGUGUCGUAAGUAUUUCGUGUUGAUUAAAGUACUCGUUCUUAUUAGUUUUUUACGGAAUUAUGAACUUAGGUACCAAAUAGAAUGAAGUUCUUACUUUUUUAAAAAUUUUUUAUUUUUAAUCGUAAAUUUGCAUAUUAUGACACUUUGUCUUUAAUUUUUUGCUUUUGGCAUUUAGAGAAAAAUCAAUACUUUUGACGGUUCUGAAACUUAAAAUAGCUUUGUUUUACCAUUUUAGAUGUAUCACAAUCACAAUGUACUAAAAAUGUUUUGUUAAAGACUAAACUUGUCGUUCUAAUCAAUUGAACAAAAAAAAACUGAUAAAAAGUUAUUUUUCUCUAAUAAGUUUUUUUGUCUCUUGUCAUUCUUUUUUGUUGUAAUACGGUUGAAGGCGUUUUCUGAACUUUGAACAGUUAUUUCUUCAAGUUUUGGGGUCAAAAGUUAUGUUUAUUCGAUGUUGUAGUAGGUUGAAAAAGUGUGCACCGUGCAGUUUUAAUCAGGCUUGCACUGUACAGUCUUUAUUUGGUUGCACUGUGCAGUCUUAAAAUUGGUUUGCACCGUGCAGCCUUUUAUUAGUAGUCUGCACCGUGCAGUCUUAUAAUAGGAUUGCACCGUGCAGGCUUUUAUUAUAAAAAUGCACUGUGCAGACUUUUAAUUGUUUUGCACCGCGCAGUGAUUUAUGGUUAGGAUGCACUGUGCAGUCAAUAUAAGACUGCACCGUGCAAAAUCUGAAGAACUAUACAGUACAUUAAAAACCUUGUGGUUUGUGACAAUAAUCGAAUACUUUUGUAUUGUUAUUACAAAAUCGUUACCAAACUUCCCCUUUUGUAAUAGUAUUGUAUAGAUACGAUGAUGACUAUAGUAAUUGGCGUAAACAAACGAUUUGCUAUCAAUUGAUGUAAUUGAUGCCAUUUCGUGUUGUAAACAGCGUAGUAUUACACGGCCCGCGGUAUGUCAUAAGUAGUAACUGGGGCUUGUAAUGUCAUAAGUGAUAGAUAGUAAUGGAUAUUGUAGCUCAUAAGUGCACUGUAAUGCAUAUUGUAUGUCAUAAGUGAUAGUAACGAGUAUUUUAUGUCAUAAGUGAUAUUAUUGGAUACUGUAUGUUAUAAGUAGUCAUAUUGAUAUAAGCCAAAUGGCCUUAAGCAGCUUAAAAAUCUGGUUUUUUGUGGUCCAAAAGGUGUUUUAGCUGAUUAUUAUUGAAUAGGUACUCGGCCAGUACGUUGCGUAUGACUACUAGUAAUUUUUUUUGGCAUUUUAUGACUAGUGGCUACCUGAAAAGUACAAAAGAUUUCAUAUUUUAACCGUUCCCGGUCAAUUAUAGCCGUUUUUUUCUGCAGCCUGGGCGAAACAUGUUAUACGAUGAAACAUGUCCCAGUAAUAUAUAUGGGUUUCUGAUUAAUUUAUGAUUUUUACAAGUGUAUGGCAUCUAAAGUUGUCAUAUAAGUCAGACUUUAUUAUUUCACUGCCGAUUUUACUCAUUUUUCUACAAUGCAGCCUGCGCGAACUAUUUUAUACGAUGAAACAUGUCUCGAAAUUCGAAAAAAAUAAGUAAAUUGUCUCUCUAAUUAUUAUCCUCGUCUACUCAUAACCCUAUUACAAUCAUUUUUCUGGUAAUUAGUCAAGAAUUAAUCCGCUUUCAUCGUAUCUCUUCCGUAUCUUCCGCUUUCAUGAUCUAUAUUGAGGAUGCUGUUGAAGGUGACGCAUUUCGGACUAUUUUCGGAUCGAAAACUGUACCAAUGGUUUACGUACAAACAAUUUGCAAGAUUAUGUUUAUAAAUAAGGCCUGCUUCCAAGGGAUUACUGUAACUUUGGCUUUUGGAAGGUUUUUGGCUUUUCAGGGUUGGUCGGGGAUUUGGGGAUGAUUAGGUGGGUCCAAGUAUUCAAGAUUAGGCGUGUUUGGUGUGUUUAGGUGGAGAAAAGAAUGAGCUUGCUUGUGGUUGUUGUUUUGUAGCCUUAGCGUUUGGUUAGAGAAAAUUGUGGCAUGUUUUGUUCGGCUUUAGGUAUUGGUGUCCAGUGUAACAUCGAAAAGUUUAUUAAGAAGGUGAACAAGGAUUUAGGUACUAUUUGAUAGAGACGAUAAUGGUCUAUCUUGCAGUUUUAGUUUCAUUGUCUUAGGGCGUGAUUCAAAAACGUUUUGACUUGUUAUGUUCAACUCAUCUACUAUAAUAUAUUUAUCUUCGAAUACCGAGCCUCUGAACAGCAUUUUUGACAAUUCAUUUUAAACAUUCAAUAAAUAUGCAAAUUUACCUCAACAUAAAUUUCAGCUAGCCGAACAACAGUCCACCUCGUCGCUGGGCCAAGCAUCGGACGCGAGUCGGUGCGCCUUCACCACCGUUCCAGAAUCUUGCGUUUUCGGCGCCUCGACCGUCUCCAUGGCCAACCAGUCUAGCUCCGCAUUGUCGAGGCCGCCAUUGGGCGCAGCCAGACCAAUUCGAUCCCAGCGACAGCCCAUGAAAGACAUAACGACGUUGGAGGAUCCAAACGAACUGGAACAGUUCAUGGCUCAAGGUGAAGAGGCCUGUAUCAGUGACAUGAAAAAGUUCAUCACACAAUACUCGCUGCGACAAACGACGGUUGCUCAGAUGACGGGUAAGGCAAUAUUUUUGGAUUUGAAAUUAUUUUAAAUGGUUUUUUUAAAUUUUGUAUUGCACCGUGCAGUCUGAUAUUGUACUUGAUUUUUAAAGAUUUUUUCGGAAAAAAUGUGGUUAGUACGGUAUGAAAAUGUUAUUUUUGGGAUUUGAUAAUUUUUUGUUUUCUAAAAAUUCUCAAAUUUGUUUCGACCAAUUAAUGGCGUUUUUGCCUUCUGCAGCUUGCGCGAGCAAUGUUAUACGAUGAAAAAUGUCCGACUUAAAAAUAUGCGCUUUCUAGUUUAGUUUAUGAUUUUCUCGGCCUUAUGGUGUCUAAAAUUGUCAUAAAAAUAUUUUUUUACCAGCAGUUCUAUCUAGACUUCUGUUUUGCAGCUGCAGUCUGCGCGAACCAUUUUAUACGAUGGAACACGUAAACUGUCAUUUUUUUAAAUUUAUUUAUGGAUUUUAUUUUUUUAGGUAUCCUAUUCUAGCAAUAUUUUGAAUUUUAGUUUUUGUUUUUUGCUGUUUUUGCAUUUUGCAGUCUGCGCGGGCCAUUUUAUACGAUGAAACAUGUCCGAUUUAAAAAAUUGAAAACCUGACAUUUUCGCCUAAUUUAUAACGAAAGUAUCGAUUCAUUUUUAUAAAAAUAAUUUUAGAAUCAAAAAUUUAUGUUUUGAAUCAAAAAAAAGUUUAAAAUUUUCUUCUUCAGGCGUCUCCCAACCCUACAUUUCCAAACUUCUAAACGGAAAUCAUCGCGAGUUGUCACUACGAUGCCGUCGAAACAUAUACGCAUGGUACCUGAACUGUCGUCGUCAUCCAGCCAUGUACUGUCAAGAUCCCACCACUCGAUUGGAGACCAAUGGUGACGGUGAACUGGUACCACAACGACGUGAACGCUACGUCUUCCGCCCGGUCUUGAUACGAAUGUUGGAGCAAUUCUUUGCCGAAUCCCCCUUCCCCGAUGGCAAUAAACGAUCGGAAAUCGCACAAGCAUGCAACACGGCUCUACAAGCCGAAAAACGAGGUUAGUUUUUAGAGUUGUGGGAGAUUUGGCGGGCUUUUUGGGAUUUGAAGCGGAAUGCCAAGAUUUUUUGAUAAAAAUUAUCAACUACGGCCGAUUUGGGAUAUUAAAAUCAAAAAAGAUGUUGGUAUUAACUAUGGAAGGUUAUAAAAUGUCAAGUAUCGGCGUUUGGGACCCAAAAAAGACUAUGACAAGUUUUCGUUGCGGAACCCAAAAGAUAGUUUUUAAAAUAUAAGAAAACUUGGAAAUUGAAUGCUACAUAAUCACAUUUGGCCAUUAGAAGCAGUAAAAGUAUAUAUUUUGGCUUUUGAGACCAUAAUACCCACAUUUCAAGUUUUCGUGGCGGUACCCGAAACUUAGAAAGAUAUUAGAAGUAAAAUAAGAAAAUCGUAUCCAAGCGGGUAUAAAGUAGUAAAAAAUUUUAAAUUAAUGAUAAUUUGCCAUUUCAUAUUCAACAUGAAUGACAUUACAUUAAUUUAUAGUGAUUUUAGGCGGCCAGCUAAUGCCGAAAGAAGUGGUAACGCCACAGGUUAUUGCCAAUUGGUUCGCUAACAAACGCAAGGAAAUGCGUCGAAAGUCGAACGAAGAGAACAGAAGUCGGCAGUUCUUGAAUCCAGUGAGUAUUUUUGGAGUUUUGUCGAAAAAAAUUUGACAAAAAUGACUUUUUUGGGCUGAAAGCUGAAAGAAAUAGGGUAUUUUGACUAAAAAUUAACCAAUAAUUACAUUUUUUGUUAAACAUAUGGAUAAAAAUGACAUUUGAGUAAAAAAUAUUAGGGUGUAGAUUAAUAUUUUUCAUAAUAAAUUCAAUGCUGGUUUAAUGUUCAUUGGAAAACGCAAAAAACCCCGACUGAUUCAAAGCGGGACCGAACUUUUCUUGAUUUUUGACUUUUUUAAACUUCAAGUGAUCAUAAGUUUUUUAAAAAACAAACUACGAUCAUGACACUUGGGGAUAAAAUACUGCUUGUUAUGCCCUAAAAACGUGUCAAGACACGUUUUUCAAUCUUAAAAAAGUUUCAUUAAAAAUCAACUUUUUUAUGCGCUGUCUCCAAGCGGAAUCGAACUUUCCUUGAUUUUCGACUUUUUUAAUUGAUGAUAACUUUUUAAUAAAACUAAGUAUAAUAACGAAACUUGGGAAUAAUAUACAUCUUUUUAUGCUUUACAAACGUCUCGAUUUACUUUUUUUGAAGUUUUAAAAAUUUUUGUAGAAAUUGAGCUUAAAGUGGAAGUACUGUAAAUGAAAUGCUUAUAGGGCGUUAAGAUUGGCCUAAAAAUUAAAAUUUUAAAUUAAAGUUCAUAAAAAUUAUUUUUUUAAAAACGAAAAAUAAUUUUAUAUAAUAUAUUUUUAAUAAAAAAAAUUUUUAAAUCGAAAAAAAUGAAAAUUCAUUUCCAAAUUUUAGUCGAAUUUCGAAACCCCUUCAUCGCCGGAGGGCUCUACCAGUAGUUUCGUUGAGUCGCCCAGCUCCAACCUCCUCCCACCCCUCCAGUUCGGCGUUCCACUCGCCUUCCUCACCCAACAACAACAACAAACCCCGCCCGCGCAACAAACCGGCCUGUCUAUCGAGAAUCUGUUUGGCCUAAACAACCUGUCCAACCCACUGCAAGAACUUUUGCAACGCUCGGUCCAAUUGCAACAGUUGGCUGGCGACGCGGCCAAGCCCGAGAAUGCCACGCCUUUUGAUGGGGAAGGAUUUGAGGGUUCGGCUGACAAUGGUUUUGAGAAUUCGACCGAAAAUAUGACCAGUUUUGAAGCCAAAAAUGGUACCAAUUUUGAAAGUUUGAUGAAAAAUGGUACCAAUUUGGAUUCUUUGGCCAAAAAUGGUACUACUUUUGAGGGACUGGGCAAAAACGCGACUAGUUUCGAAGGCCUGGCCAAAAAUGGUACCAACUUGGACUCUUUGACCAAAAACAGUACCACCCUCGAAAAUUUGACCAAAAAUGCGACCAACUUUGAAACAUUGGCCAAAAACCUGAUCAACCUCGAGAGCUUAGCCAAGGCUGCCAACUUUGACCCUCAGGCUGGAUUUGACAAGGCUUCGAAUUUCGAAGCCGGCUUCAAACCCGAAGAAAUGCCGGUCCUAAGUGCGGAGGGCCAAAAUAGCGACGACUCCAACCCGUCGAGUCGUUCCUCCCCUCAGGCACCGAAUUCGACCGAAUCCGUGAAAAGCGAUGACAUUUCACAGUCGCAGUUCGACCUGAUGGAGAAGAUGUUCGGCGCCUCCAUGAUGACAUUAAUGCAACAACUAAAGUCCAACCCACUGCCCAGUGUGGAGUAG
Bursaphelenchus okinawaensis is the source of this 6226-nucleotide messenger RNA. The record is from the annotation of a GenBank genome assembly. Lineage: Eukaryota; Metazoa; Nematoda; Chromadorea; Rhabditida; Aphelenchoididae.